GUUAAGAAGCCUUAAUUUAAUGCUUAAUUCAAUCCUCCAGUACUGAGAAAAGAAGGCAGAGAGAAGUUUUUGUGAGGAGCGUUGUCCUAAAGAUAUUUUUGUAGAGGCAUUUUAAAAAUGCUACUGGCGGCUGCUGCAGAUUUGUGUUUUCUUUUCCCUUUAAAACCUCGGGGGCGGAGGCAAGCGCCUGAAUGCGUGGAGGGCUCCGCAGCCCUGUCCGUCAAGAGAAAGGUCCGGGGUCUGGAAGUCCCUUUCCCCGCCCACCCACCAGCGGCCGCGCAUGCGCGGACCCGGCGGGUUGGGUAGCUGUCGGCCGGGAAAUGGCGGCUGCGGGCUUGGUCGCUGUGUCCACAGCUGCAGAGCAUUCUGGCCCCGUAGCGUCGGGAGGCAACCUCUCUGGUGUUAACUGCGGCCCAAGCGCCGGGACAGGUCCCGGUCCUGGCCCGGGCUCGUGGAGCCGGUCCCUCGAUCGAGCGCUGGAGGAGGCGGCGAUAACCGGGGUGCUGAUCCUGAGCGGCCGGAAACUGAGGGAGUUUCCCCGGGGAGCGGCCAACCACGACCUGACGGACACCACCCGGGCGGAUCUGUCACGAAAUCGCCUCUCAGAAAUUCCCAUAGAAACAUGUCAUUUUGUUUCUCUUGAGAAUCUCAACUUAUACCAAAAUUGUAUUCGUUAUAUACCAGAGGCAAUUCUAAACCUACAAGCUCUAACAUUCUUAAAUAUUAGUCGGAACCAACUGUCAACACUGCCAGUACAUUUGUGUAAUUUACCAUUGAAAGUCUUAAUUGCUAGUAAUAACAAAUUGGUCUCACUUCCAGAAGAAAUUGGACAUCUCAGACAUUUAACAGAACUUGACGUGAGCUGCAAUGAAAUUCAAACAAUACCUUCUCAAAUUGGUAAUUUGGAGGCCUUGAGAGACCUCAACCUCAGAAGAAAUCACUUAGUACGUUUGCCAGAAGAGCUGGCAGAGUUGCCUUUGAUACGGUUAGACUUCUCCUGCAAUAAAAUUACAGCAAUCCCUGUUUGUUAUCGGAACCUCAAGCACCUACAGAUGAUUGCCCUAGAUAACAAUCCAUUACAGUCUCCUCCUGCACAGAUAUGCAUAAAAGGCAAAAUUCACAUAUUUAAGUACCUGAACAUACAAGCUUGUAAGAUUGCUCCAGAUCUGCCAGAUUAUGAUAGGAGACCCUUGGGUUUUGGCUCCUGCCACGAAGAACUAUACUCAGGUCGCCCUUAUGGAGCCCUUGAUUCAGGUUUCAAUAGUGUUGACAGUGGUGAUAAGAGAUGGUCGGGGAAUGAACCUACAGAUGAAUUUUCAGAUCUGCCUCUUCGAGUAGCAGAAAUUACUAAAGAACAAAGACUACGAAGAGAAAACCAGUACCAAGAGAAUCGCAGCAGUGUAGUAGUAGCAAAUGGAGUGGAACACGAUCUGGAUCAAAUUGACUACAUUGACAGCUGUACUGCAGAGGAAGAAGAGGAUGAGGUGAGGCAACCCAAGGGCCUGGACUCAGACAGCCUCAGUUCACAGUUUAUGGCAUAUAUUGAACAACGGCGAAUCUCUCAUGAGAGUUCACCAAUAAAACCAGUACCCACGAGGGAGUUUCAAAAAACAGAAGACAUAAAAAGAUAUUCACAUCAAAACAGGGUUCCAGUUGGGCCAUCUUCUUCACUGUUACCAAGUCACAAUCAGCUAUCACAUACAGACUUAGAACUUCCUCAGAGAAGAGAACAAUUAGUAGAGCGCACUAGGAGAGAGGCACAGCUUGCUGCCCUACAGUAUGAGGAGGAGAAAAUAAGGACCAAGCAGAUUCAGAGAGAUGCUGUCCUGGACUUUGUCAAACAGAAAACAUCACACAGUCCACAAAAACAGCAACACCCCUUAGAUGGUGAGUGUCCCUUCCCAUCCAGAAGGUCUCAACACACUGAUGAUAGUGCCUUGUUAGUGUUGCUGUCAGGGUUGAAGCAAGUGGGCUAUGCUGGUAUCCUGCCUCACUCUUCUGCCUUCACACCUCUUAAGAAUGAUGACAGACCUAAUGCUGUAUCAAGUCCACCUACAACAGAAACAGUUCAUCAUUCUCCUGCAUAUUCUUUUCCUGCUGCUACCCAGAGAAACCAGCCCCAGCGCCCUGAAAGCUUCCUUUUCCGAGCAGGUGUCAGGGCAGAAACAAAUCAAGGUCAUGGUUCAACCCUUCUUUCAUCUUCUGAACCUACCACUGAUUCUACAGAUCCCAUAACAAGACAGAAUACAAGGCAGAGAGAAGAAGAACUGGAAUCAAUAGAUCAGCUACGGAAACAUAUUGAGUACCGUUUGAAAGUAUCUCUGCCUUGUGAUCUUGGAGCAGCUCUAACCGAUGGUGUUGUUCUUUGCCAUUUGGCCAAUCAUGUGUGGCCUCGAUCUGUCCCAAGUAUUCACGUUCCCUCACCAGCUGUACCUAAAUUGUCAAUAGCAAAAUGCAGGCGAAAUGUGGAGAAUUUCCUAGAAGCUUGCAGAAAAAUUGGUGUGCCUCAGGAGCAAUUAUGUUUGCCUCUCCACAUUUUAGAAGAGAAAGGUUUGAGCCAGGUUGCAGUGACGGUCCAGGCUCUCCUGGCACUCGCCCCACCCAAGCAGCAGCAGCACCAGUUAUCUGCUGUUUAAGGACUCCCAGCACUCCGGGUAUUGCCUGGCCAAAACGGAACAGGACAACACCAUCACGCUGCCAGCCGUCUGCUUAAACAGAGCUCUAACAUGUUCUUAAAAGGGACUGUUUCCAUGAUUCCUAACAGGAAUAUUUUGCUUCAUUUCUCCAUUUUAGGGGAGGUUAUAUCCAUUUCCAUUGAAUUGUUUUUGAAGACCCGGUUGGUUUUCACAAAUGAAAUGUAAUCCUGUCAUUGCUGAGAACCAACACUGAUGCCUAACCUGGCUAUGCUUUCCUGGAGCGAAGGGUUUCCCCGCACACCAGAGAGCUCAGAGGAUAGUUCGCUCUCCUGAAGGCACAGACAGGCUGUUACCUUACCUGUUCCCAAGACGUCUAGCGCACUGGUUUCUAAACGUGGUUGUUCAGUAGAGUCUCCUGGAGCAUUUGCUAACAUACAGGUCCUAUUCAGUAGAGUCUAGUAUGGCCUGGAUAUUUGCAUUUUCAACAAACAUUCCAGGUAUUUCAUGUAAUAGACACAACCGUUCCAAGCUAGAUAUUUGUAUGAUUGGGGGAAGUAAUGACUCCACUGUUUUUCAGCCACAUUUAAAAUCAAAAGCUAUAUGAUGACUACUUGGACUUUUUGUCCAAGGCAAAACAAAAAAUGUAGAAGGCCUAGAUUUUGUAUAGUAAAACAAUGGAACAAAGUUGUAUUUAAGCCCAGUGUCCUAGGCCCUGGACUGUUCCAAAUCCUCGGGCCAGUAACCUGCGCUAAGCAGCAUUUGCUUUGACUUCCUUGAGCCCCCCCUCCCUCUUCAGCCCCCAUGCUGCGCCCAGAAUCCCUGGGCCUGCCAACACCUUCCAGUCACAGCAGUACACUUCCAGCUCCCCGACUAAUGGAAGACCAUGAAAACAAAGCAGAAGGAAUAAGGGAACAGCCAAGAGUCUUCUCUUUCUUUCAGGUAACUGUCAGUUCCAGUGGCUGAACUAAAGCGCUUGCGGCAUCUUAAAAACAGCUGGCUGCCUUUUCAUCCCGCUCCACCACUAGUGCCUGUUCCCCCAAUUGUGUGGAAUAGAAGGGCCCGAGGUCUCUGCAGCACAAAGCCAGGGGCCGCUAUCUAAGCCUCUGGGGGGAGUUUAACCCUCGUGAGUCUUUCUUCCUCUAUAUUUUGAACCCUUUUUAGUUGUCGGUGGUAUGUUUUGGUCACUGUCUUUAUAAACCAAGUAAAUAGCAUAAGUGAAAAUACUAAUUAUCUAGGGUUUUUUUUUCUGUUGUUGACUAUUCUGGGUUUUCUUUACCAAUGCAUGCAUUUGAGCAUAAUGUUCUCACUCUUUUUAUCAUGUAAACGCAGCAUCUAAAAGUAACUUUGGAUAAAAUAAUGUUUAGUAUCUGAUAAAUCAGUGUUUUCUACUGUUCUCAUAAGGAAACAAGUUCAUCAGAACAUUACCACUAGUCCUAGUUUAAAAUUAUAUAACACAGAACAUCUGCACUCAAAGCCCAAUGCUUAGGGUCCUCACAGAACAAAGUAAAAUGUCUCUUAAGUGCUUAGAGCCAGACCCAUUAACAGUUCCAAACACACCCACCAAUCAUGUGACUUGUUUAGAAUUUAGUUACAUGUAUUUUUAAACUAUAGGUAUUUUUCCUUCUAGUCAACGUUAAACCUCAGUACUACUUCCAAAUCAUAGCGAGCCAUUUGAAUGAAACUCAGCAAAGGACAGGACUCUGUCACAUAUUAUGCAAGGAAUAAUCCCAGAAGACAUACCUAAUGCAACAUUCAGAACAUUUGCAACUAAUUUUCCCAGAGGAAUAAAUGGAAAUUUUAAUUUAUUUCAAAUUUUACACAUAGCAUGAAACCUGUUAAUGUGUUUUUAUCAAAUUUUACAUUUGAAUUGCUAGAAAAAAAUUGUACAGUUUUUGUUGAUGAUGAAAGGAAAAUAUCAAAUGUAUUGAAUUUCUUUUCUGUGUCAAGAUGAGAAAACAAAUCAUGAUUUUUUUUGUUGAAAAUUAUUUGUAUUCAGUAUUUUAUUUGUACCUUUGGGUUUGUUUUUGCUUUUUAUUUUAAGCCUUAUUGAGGUAAAAUUUAUAUGUCACAAAAUUCUGUUGCUUUAUAGUAAUGUGCAAUUUUUUAAGUUGUACCUUUGUUUUUUUUAACUGAAAAAUACGGUUUAACAUUUAGCCUUGCCAGAUACUAAUGAAGAUGACUUUGUAACAGUCCCACCUAACCAUUUAUUUAUGAACUUCCUAUUGAAGCAGCAACCUUCCCAGUGCUGAAGUGUGAAGGAAGAAAAGGCUGUGCCCACCCACCUGGGCCCUGCCAACUACAGGGAUUGUAAGUCAGCGGGUUUCUGGACUUUCAAACUCAUAAAUGCUCGGCACUCCAAACCAUUUUUCUCUGGAAACAACUCGUAGGAGGAGGAGGCUUACUAGUAGGUCACUUUUCUUUAUAAAAAUACAGUCUUACAGCCAAUCAAGGAAUCUGAUUUCUCUUAGUUGCUAUUGCUCAGCAGUGACGAAUGAUGUGCCUAUGCUGAUGAGUGUGAUGAAUUUUUAAAAACUAAGCACUUAAAUGGUUAUAGAAAUGAAGGAAAACAUGGAUAUUUUGAAGGUUUUUUAUAUACAUAUUGCAGUGAGAUGGUUUACAGCAGAUUUUAUUUCUGAAAAUGUUGUAAACAUGUAAUUAGUAAAAGAAUUUGUGAAAUGUUGUCCUAUAUUUGUAUGUCUGUAAAUAUGAUGCGUAAGUUCUAACUAUAAAUAUGUCAAUAUCAUGUAUGUUAUUUUAAAUUGCCUGUAUGCCACCUUACACUUCCACAUUAAAAUAAAAACCAACACUUCAAUAGCAUGA
Molecule: messenger RNA, 5456 nt
Organism: Myotis lucifugus (little brown bat)
Lineage: Eukaryota; Metazoa; Chordata; Mammalia; Chiroptera; Vespertilionidae
Gene: LRCH3
Product: leucine rich repeats and calponin homology domain containing 3
Exons: 21
Coding region: 192-2636 (814 amino acids)
Molecular function (GO): protein binding
Source: RefSeq, a predicted model, not a curated record